Aplysia californica (California sea hare) is the source of this 4319-nucleotide messenger RNA. Its product is annotated as histone-lysine N-methyltransferase SUV39H2. NCBI's taxonomy places the organism in Eukaryota, Metazoa, Mollusca, Gastropoda, Aplysiida, Aplysiidae. Gene Ontology annotation, cellular component: nucleus. Bases 82 to 1848 code for a protein of 588 amino acids. The record is from RefSeq and is a predicted model, not a curated record. The transcript is spliced from 7 exons. Gene Ontology annotation, molecular function: zinc ion binding; protein binding; histone H3K9 methyltransferase activity.
GCCUCUCAUCUCAGCAUCUGCCAUCUGGCCUGGCUCGUUUUGAUUUUUUGUGCCUCCGUGUGUGGAGUGUACUCGUUCAAGAUGGAGGUGCCUUGUCUGAUCGGACUACUGGACUUGCAGCAACUUUGCACAGAAAAUGGACUGAAGCUGUCUCAAGAAACAUUGCAGUAUGUGGUCUAUGAAAUGCUCAAAAAGUUAGGACCCAGCCAGUCUCAGAAGCUUAUUACCAAGCUUGUUGAAGAUGGUGUCAUUGAAUGGGAUGAUGACUUUGAAGUAGAGAUGAUACUAGACCAUUGGUUUGACAAAGAAGAAAACGAAAUGUUCUACCUAAUCAAAUGGCUGGGCUGGAGUCAUGAAUACAACAGCUGGGAGCCCAAGAAAAAUCUGAGCUGCUCCGCUCUCCUCGAGGAAUUUCACAUCCACAAUGGGCUCAAACCCAACCGCAAGCGAAAACUAUAUCAACCAUUUGCCAAGGUGGAGGACCCUCAAGCUCGCAAGAGCCGAUUGAUAGAGGAACUGUUUUUCAAACUGACUCGGGCCAACAUUAUGGACAAGAUUUCCCUCAUAGACUUGGUGAACCAUCACAGCCCAGUGAAGAAGCGUGCUGAGAGUACAUGUUUGGUUACUAGUGGGCACAGGAAGAAGUACGUCCGCAGGAUGGCAGACAUCGGCUCAAAGAAGGGGAAGACAUUCAAAGCGAAAAAAGCUGAGGUGGGGAAAGCGUUGAAAGAUUGGGAAACCUACAUUAACAGCGUUGCACAAGAGCUGGACCCUGCGCCAUUAUAUGUGGAAAAUGUGGUGGACCUGGAGGGGCCUCCUCACAAUUUUAUCUACAUCAACAAGAGGAAACAUGGUGAGGGGGUUGACAUACCUCAGGACCCUCUCAUCGGAUGCGAUUGUGACGAUUGCCACGACUGUCGCAAAACUUGCUGCCCAGUCAACAGCGGGUCGCAGCUGGCCUACAGAGUGAGCAAGAGGCUGAAAGUACCAAGGGGGGUUCCUAUUUUUGAGUGCAAUAUGCGCUGCAAAUGUGGUCCAGACUGUGUUAAUCGGGUAGCUCAAAAGGGUAGGACAUUCAAGGUUUGCAUAUUUCGUACACCGAAUGGAAGAGGCUGGGGUGUCAAGACUCUACAAAAGAUCAAGAAAGGUUCCUUUGUCAUGGAAUAUGUUGGAGAAGUAAUCUCAAAUGAAGAGGCUGAAAGACGAGGGAAGGAGUAUGAUGCCUGCGGUUUGACAUAUCUCUUUGAUCUCGACUUCCAUGAUGCAGAGGGCCCCUAUUCUGUGGAUGCUGGUGUGUAUGGCAACGCUGCACAUUUCAUCAAUCACUCGUGUGAUCCAAAUUUAGAAGUGCACGUCGUGUGGAUUAACACUCUUGAUCCAAGGUUCCCUCACAUCUGUCUGUUUGCCAAAAGGGACAUUGACAGAAAUGAAGAGCUUUCUUUUGAUUAUCUGAGUGGGCAAAUUCGCAAUGACACUUCUUUUGAGGAGAGAAAUGAAACUAUGAUGGAAGUAGACGGGACGAUGCCAGAUGGUUCUUCAGCAGGAGCGGAAAACAUGGUCAAGGGGAUAGCCGAAGUAGCUGCUGCAGCCUCUCCCGUGGGGGAAAAAGUCUUCAAGGAACCACUGUUUUUGCCAGGAAUGGAUAUUUCUCUCCAUCUGAAAGACAAACCAGCAACCCAAGGUGAUUCUCAAGACAAGAUGUUCCCGAAGAUUAACGACCUACCCACCCCACCAGCUUCCGACACAGAAUCUGUUUCUGGCAGCACUGCUGGCCCCAUGCAAACACCCAGGUUUCAGAUGUUGUGCUUGUGUGGCGCGAAAAACUGUCGCAAUUUCUUGUUUUUUUAAAGUUACACCAUUCCCUCGUAGUUUUUAACUGUGUUAAUUCUAGCUGCAGUCGCUGGACUGAUGAUCCUCGAAAUUCUAUCGGAUAACUCUGACACAUAGAAUAAUUUUUUGCCCUGUAAAGACUUUGGUGUCUAAUAUAUGCUCGUGGGAAUUCCACCAUAAAAAGAUUUUUGCCUCUGUUGGACUUGGGUGCACCACCAAUGCUCCUGUUUGGAUUUUUUUUUUUUUUAUUGCCUUCGUGCUCAGCCCUAUACAAAUAACGUCAUGUGACUAGUAAAAUGAAAUAAUGAAAUACGAAUUAGUUAACUGCUUCCAUCUUCUGGGGGAGGGGGGGGGGGAAUAAAGACCUUUAGGUUAUUUAACAAAUAUGUGCUUUGUUUUCUGAAUACAUUGAUUACAAUUUGUGUCCCUCUGUCCGUUCCUUUCGUGGAAUCUUCAUUCUUUGUUGUUUUUUUUUCCAACUGAACGGAUAAAUUCCGAAAUACAGGAAAAAUCUCUGGUCUAGUGGCUUUGAUCGUGGUAAAACGUACCUAUGGGACCACAGAAGAACAAUUGCUACCUCUCGCCUCAGGGUGCCAUUACACACAUGCUGUCUUCAUCCUCGUCCCUACCCCACCCUGAAAUUGUUUGACUGGCUGAUAUUGCUAUAUGACCAUGGCGUUCUUUACUAACAGGCCUUCCCAGCGUACGGCUGGGGUCUCGGACUGGGGGCCUACAGUGUUUUCUGUAAGGGAGGCAACUGAAACAUUAGGCCCCCUUUCCCUCCCCCUGAUUCCCGAGUUUCGCGUCGCCGCUUAGUCAGCCAAUGACACUACUGACCUAGAUAGCAGACUGACGUAUCUGCAAAAAAAUGUAAUUAGUUUUUGCAUCUUCGUUUAAAUGGACGCCUAUACCCAUUCUGCUUCUUGUAUCUGCACUACAAAUAGAAUAUUUCACUGAGGAAAACACACGUAACAGAAGGGCCAUGCCCAUAUAUUUCCAAUGGUAGCGUGACGUAACUCAAAAUCAUUAAAAGUGCAGAUAUGUCGCUCUGCCUUGGCACGGCAGAGUCUUGCGUAGUGUGUAAUCUAGUCCUCAGUGCAAGUGCAAGCGUGGGCUGUGUACUGUGUAAAAUCAGUCCUUUCUCGCUGUCUAGCAAGUCUUUCGCAUGCCCUGCAAAAUUAAAUGUUCAAUCGAUUCAAAACGUCGUGUUCUGCAUUAAGCGGUAUAUUUAUUCACCAAUAUUUUCAUUGUACUGGAUAUAAUAGCUCUACGUAGUGUUCUUUGUUCAUGAUAGAAAUGUGAAGUGUGGAUUCAAUAGGUGUUAUCGUUCCAGUUCAGUCAAGAAGUGUCUCUCUCUUGUACCAGACUCUUCAUUCUGCCUUUCUUGUUGAAUCCAACCUUGCAUUUCAUGAUCACCAACAACAGUGUGUAAACUCAUAAAAAUAUUCUUAGAUUCACUGGUAAACAUUUGGUUUUCGAAGCAUGUAUGGUUGUUGUCUUUUGGGUUACCAUUAUUGGCAGGAAAUGUUGGGUUUUUGGUUGCAGAACAAAUUAUAGAUCUAUUUCAGAGAAAGCGAGUUCAAGUGAAAAGAAAGUGUCUGUAUUUAGAUUCCCAAAGGAAGGGAUGGAAAGAAAUGCAUGGAUUUCUGUGAUAUCCAAUGCAAAGUUAUCAGUUUCUAAACAAACUUGUGUGUGAACUGCACUGGCCAGAUGGUUAUGAAAGUGAACUUGUUAAACUUUGUAGACGGUUACUUCAGUCCUCCCAUCAAUAUGUCAUAGGGCUCAGGGGGGACCUACUUUCUUAACAUUCAGCAAAUUGUGGAAAAAUCAAAAUUCACAGAUCAAGACUACUUCUAUCUCUUGAUGCAGACCUUUCAAACCUUGAAGAACCUGGUCAUUCCUGCUCCGAUUGCAAUUUUGACAUUGAAACAGACGAAAAGGCUUCAGAAAUUGUGGACAAUCUAAUUGAGUUGGAGCAGUCACUUGGUACAGAGACAAAAUCUGUGCUGAUUUAUAUUGCUGGCUAUGCGACUCGCAAAGACGAAGAGCUGGACGAAAUUUUUCAGCUCGGACAGACAACCUUCUACUACUAAAAGUACGGCCACCACACAAGCUCAUUGGAUAGAGUCGGCUUGAAUUAUAUCCCUUCUGAAAGAGCAUGUCAGUGGACCCUUGCUUUUCUUUUGUUCAAUAUUGUUAAAGACUCUUUUUGCAGAGCAUCUUUCUGCAAGUUAACCAUGUCUGACAGUUUUUGAGAUCGAAAUGCAAGAGAAACACGGGCGGAUUCUGGCACACAUCUUUUUUUUAAAAACUAUUGUUACGCUUCCACUCCUCGCUCUUCAAAAGAACCUGCAUUGAAAAUGUUGAAAUUAUCAUAAUUGAAUAGACAUACACUGCAAUCCAUUGAAGAAGGAAACUGAUACUAGAAGAAAUUCUGUGCAAAAUGUUAAGUUUAAUAAUUGAUGUGAUCAAUGUCUAAAAAAAAAAAA